Messenger RNA from Halichondria panicea, 2484 nucleotides. RefSeq lists its product as uncharacterized. The transcript has 6 exons. The record is from RefSeq and is a predicted model, not a curated record. Gene Ontology annotation, biological process: protein phosphorylation. The coding region runs from base 170 to 2347 and encodes 725 amino acids. Gene Ontology annotation, molecular function: ATP binding; protein binding; protein kinase activity. NCBI's taxonomy places the organism in Eukaryota, Metazoa, Porifera, Demospongiae, Suberitida, Halichondriidae.
UUUUAUGACACCGUUCCUGUUUUGUAGGCUACUGUAAACCAUAAAAACUACUCAAUCUAUGUGUAAACAAAUUUCUGGGAAGAAGACAAAGCAGCACUACUGUACUGGAGAAGCCUGACAGACCAUAUACUAUACAUCACUAUGUGCAUGUGCCUCAUGUCUCCAGAUAAUGAAAGCUCGGCUUCGCACCUUUCUUGGUCGACCACCAGUUGAACCACCACUUGAACCAUCACCUCGUUGGAGACUAUUCUCUGCUGCAGCUGACGGACGCCAUUACGUGUGGAGAGGGGAUGGUCCAGGACAAGGGUCUAAUAUCAUUGCUGUGUAUGAUCCAAGCACUGAGCUGUGGAGCCUCUUGCCCACCACUGGACCUCUACCCCCUGGAGAGUGGGGUGGUCGCUCUGUUUGUGUAGGUCGUUACCUGUUCACCUUUGGUGGUUAUGAUGGGUCUUCUUACUUCACUGACAUGAGCAAGCUUGAUCUGGACACUCUCCAGUGGACCGAAGUCGAAACCUCUGGUAGCCAGCCUAUGAGAAAGACUGGUUGUGGACUUGUCCGUGUGAAUGAGAGAACUCUGUGCUGCUUUGGAGGACGCGGUAUUGAGGGCCCCACACAACCAGGAGCAACAUUCACCAGGGGAUGGACAAACGAGUUCCAUUUCUUUGAUACACAAAAUGGUGUCUGGUCGUCCCCUGAGCUCAGAGGAGAGAGACCUUCUCCCUGUAGUGACUUCACCUUCACCAUGGUGGACCAGCACAGGGCAGUCCUCUCUGGAGGGAGACAACCUGGCCGUACAGUCAAUGAUGUCUACUUGUUUGACUUUAGGGCCAUGGAGGUCACUAAGGUGAAGCCAGUACAGGGAGAGCCAUGGCCGGUGGAGAGAUCAGGCCAUGCUGCCUGUUGUCUCAACUAUGGCCAAGACCACCCUCAACUACUGGUGUACGGAGGAGUGGAUAAUAACGGCAUAACACUGAGGGACAUGUGGAUACUUAAUGUCGACACUGGCAAGUGGACAGAGGUAACAUCUCCUGAGUCAAUGACACCAUGUCUCCUCCACUCCAUCACUGCCACCAGUCUGGGACCAGGACUCACUGAGGUUCUCGUGUUUGGAGGCCGUCGGGAGGGGUUAGGAAAUGAUAUUGCUGAGACCACCAUACUGAGAUUUGAGUUGACUGGACCCUCAGCGUCUGUUGCUGGACUCUUGGUUGGGAAGUGGGCUCUCGUGGAUGUGGCCCACAACGACACUAGAGGCUCCGCUCAGCGACUGAGUGAGAAGAGGAUCAAACAAGCAACUGUUUGUGCCUCAUCAAUCAGUGAGACCAGCGACCACUCCUCUCAAGACCGGAUUAGAGCUCUGGAACAACAGUUACGAGCAGCAGAGCAGAGAGAACACGACACUCAACGUCACCACCAACUACAGUUGCAAGAGAAGGAUCGAGAAUUGGCGAUUAAAGAUUGUGAAUUGACUGAGGCCAACAGAAGAGAAGUUGACCUGUCUGCUCGAAUCACAGCUCUAGUGAGGGAGUUAGAAGGCAAGACGAAAGAGUUGACAGCACACAACACAGAGGUGUGGAGAAUUCCGGCCAACAGAGUGAUCAUGGUGAGAACGAUUGGCACUGGAGGAUGGGGGGAGGUGUUGGAGGGAACAGUGACGGUGGCCGUCAAGCGACUCUUUGCUGCCAUUGUCAACCCACGCAAUCUGGAGAGACUCCAGAGAGAAAUGAUGCUCUUGGCUGAAGUACGACAUCCUAACCUGGUGCAGUUCAUUGGGGCAGUGUUUGACCAGUCCCCUCCUCUCAUCAUCACCGAGCUUCUGGACAUGAAUCUCCGACAAUCGUACGAGAGGAAUCAACUGUACCCAGGAAACCGCCUCUCGAUCUUCAUGGACAUUGCUCGAGCUCUGGACUACCUGCACCAGCGCUACGAUCCCAUCAUACACCGUGAUGUGAGUGCUCCCAACGUCCUCCUCCAGCGAAUGCCCAACCACCAGUGGAAGGGGAAGGUCUCUGACCUCGGCUCAGCUAACUUCCUGCAGCAUGCUCAUACAAUGGGAGAGGGGGCCAUAAUCUACUCCCCUCCUGAAGUCAUCCCUCAAGCCGCAGAUCCAUUUAACCUUCCUCUGAGACAGUCUGUCAAGAUCGAUGUGUACAGCUACGGCAUUGUCCUCUGUGAGGUGACCGCUAGUCGAUUCCCAAGUGCUGAACAUUAUCGAGACAUGAUUCUCCAAGUACAGAGAGAGCAACCAGUUAUGUGUGACCUGAUUGUCCACUGCACUAAGAGAGAGCCUAGCCAUCGACCCAGCAUGGCACAGGUGAUGGUGGAACUGAACAAAAUAGCACCCUUUUAACUAUGAACAAUGUGAACACUUAUCUUAGUAACUUGUUGUUUUUUUAUGAAUGUCUAUAGACUUUCACUUUAAAUUUCUUUGGCUUUUGUAUAGUGUGUGUUUGCAAUCUCCUAUUAUGAUGAUUACCAUCGAUUUGA